AUGAGUUGCAUGAACAACUUCCAGAGGGUCCUGUACGCCUCGCGGUUCAUGCGGGUGUUCGGGAAAUUCAAGCGGGCGCAGCUGAGGGAAAAGCCGCACAGGAAAAUAGGCCCCUUCAGUAACCCCGUGAAAAGAUUAGUCAGGCUAAAGGAGAAGGAGAGGCUGUUUUGCGAGUUGGGGACGCCGCGCAUGAUUCCAAGAGCCAAAGGAGGUGGAAGGGAAAAAGUGCUCGAACUAAUUAAAGCACCAAAGGUAAGCAAAGAAGUCCUGGACAGACGAUUAGAGUUUUUACUCUCUAAUGAAAGCGUAUAUCAGCAAAUGUAUAACAAAAUGUAUAAUGGGAUAACUCCUUACCAGUGUGAAUUGUUCAUGUGGGAAAGACAAAUGAGAGAUCUGAGGAAGAUUUACAGAGCACAGUAUUUGCACAAACUAAGUGAAGUCACUAGGGAAGAACGAGAGAAACAAAUAAAGUUGAUUAUGCAGACGAGGGAAGAUAAAAGAAGACGCAGAGAAUUAAUAAGGGAAAGGGUACUGGAAGAUAAAAAAAGAAAGGCCAUUUUGAAGGACCGUUUAUCUUUAGAAAAAAAAGUCACACAAUCUAUCCUAUUUAAAAGACAAUCAAAUAGAAAAAUGAAUAAUAUUUAUUGGCUAGCCAAACUGCAGAGGAAGAGUGAGUAUGCUGAUGCGGAAGAUUUUAAAGAUAAAAUUGAGAGAAGCGGUGCAGGCGACACAGGGGGGGGAGGAAGUACUGGAUCAGGCGAAUAUAAUACUCGUGGCAAAAUGGCUGGACGUGUGAAUAGAACGGGAAGCGCAGAUGAAGACACUCUGUUUAAUCGUAACAUCUCCACAAGUGCCUUGUACAAAGAUCUGGGGUAUGAGACAAGAGAUGAAAAAAGUGAAAAUACAAAAAUUUUUAAAGUGGACAAGGUAUACAGAAAAUUGUUAGAAGAAUCAUUUGAGUUCUUGGAAGAAGAUGAAGAGGAAUAUGGACCUAUGAACCAGUUAGAAAAAAAUGAGGAAAAUGUAACUCAUAAGGAAAGAGCCCAUAUUUUAUACUCUUCCUUUACUGACGAGGAAAAGAUCAAACUGCUAGACGAUAAAAUAGAAAUACUCACAAAAAAAAUUGAAGAACAAUCUUAUGCCAAAGGUCUCGACAAUAACAACAUUAUGUUUUACAUUCAGCUGAGGGAUAAGUUGGAGGCGUCCAAACAGGCCUUCUUAGAAACGAGUUACUUGAAAAAGGUUAUAAAAGAAGAUUAG
Messenger RNA from Plasmodium fragile, 1260 nucleotides. RefSeq lists its product as uncharacterized. The transcript has a single exon. NCBI's taxonomy places the organism in Eukaryota, Apicomplexa, Aconoidasida, Haemosporida, Plasmodiidae. The coding region runs from base 1 to 1260 and encodes 419 amino acids. The record is from RefSeq and is a predicted model, not a curated record.